Molecule: messenger RNA, 1832 nt
Organism: Paramecium octaurelia
Lineage: Eukaryota; Ciliophora; Oligohymenophorea; Peniculida; Parameciidae
Source: the annotation of a GenBank genome assembly
AUGAAUUUGAGAGAUGGUCAAACAGAAAAGAUAGAAAAGGACUUUUCACGAUUGUUGGAGAGGUAUAAUCGUUCGAAAUAAGUCAUCGAUUAAUUGUAUUAAUCAGGCGGGAAGAAUGAUACUACAAUACGUUCUGACAAAAAUUACAAGGACGACAAAGAAAAGGAGUACGUAUCAAGAGACAAGUAUAACAAAAUGAGAAGUUUAAAUAAAGAGCUUAAAGUAUAAAAUUGAAUUAAUAAUUAAAAUAGAUAACUCUUAAGGAAUAUAUUGAUCAAACAAAGGAACUGGAAUCCACAAUCAGAGGCAAAGAUGAUCUUAUCGAAAAGUACGAGAAGGAACUAAGGGAAUAAUAGGAGAAUCUGUAUAAUCAAUUGCAAGAAUAGAAAGAAUAGAUUUUGAAAGAAGAUUAAUAAACACGAACUGCUGAAGAACUAAGAGCCUAAUUAACGUAAGCCAAAUAGAAAUUGACCAAAAAGAAAGCAAAAAUUCAACUACUAAAAGAAUCUCAAAAAAAGAUUGAUGUAAAAUUACAUUUGAUGUUGUGUUUAGAGUAAGUUCGAAGAUUAGAAGCUAGGAUUCCAAUAAGAAUUAGACAGAGUGUAGAAAUUGUGUGAAGACUUCUCAAAUGAAAUGUAAGAUUAAUUGAUUAAUGAUUCAUUAGUAAAGAUUCAGAAAAGAGACUAAUGUGUUUGAGUGAUGAAAACGAGCAUUUUAAAUAGUUGCUAGAUUAGAAGGAGGAAGAUAGAAGAUAUUUAGAAAUGAUGAUUUAAGAAGAGAGGGAAAACACAAAUAAAUUAAGAGCUAAAAUUUAGGAAUUUGUAGAUGAGAAAAAGAUUUUGUAAAUUACAAUAGAAAAUUAAGGGAAGAGAGUUUAAGAUCUAGAGGAACAAUUACGAUAAGCUGACACAAGAUAUCAAAUGUUGUAGGGGAAAUUAGAUUAAGAGAAACAAGGAUUAAACAGUGAAUUACAAGAGACAUUGCAGAAAAAGAAAUAAAAAUCCAAAUAGAUGCAAUCCUAUAUUUAGUAAUUGGAAUAGAAAUUAUAAGAAAAAUCUAAAGAAGAUAUUAUAGUUAAUAAACAAAUCUAAGACUUACAAGGUGAAUAAAUGAAGUUGUAUUCUUAACUUGAAGAUUAGAAGUACAAAACAGAUUAAGCACUCAAUGAGGCUUAAUUUAAUGUUCAAGAAGUAAGAGAUCUCAAAGGAGAAAUAGAGAAAUAUAGAUAGAGUCUCUAAAUUUAGGAUGAAAAAAUAACAAAAUAUGAUGUUCAAUAUUAGAUCGAUUAGAAAGAGAAAUAAAGAUUGCAUCAUGAAAUCGAGAUUUGCGAAUAAGAGAAUAGGAGAUUAUAGCAUUUAUUAUACGAACAAGAUAGGGAGAUUGAUUACAUGAGACAAUAACAAGAAUAAGUAUCAUUAGUGUGUUUACAAUUUAUAGGAGAUCUUACAUAUUGAGAAGAAGGUUGAUUCUCUGGUUACAGAAGUGCAUGUUGCUAGAGAGGAGGCAAAUGAAUGGAAGCGAAAUGCUUCUGAUUUGAAAAGAUAGUUACAAUAACAAGAAGAACAUACUAAUUAAUUCAAAGCUAAAUAUCUGAAGAGCAAAUAGAAUUCAAAGAAUCUGGAGAAUGAAUAAAAAUUUGUAAUUUAUAUUGCAAUAAUUAAUGAUAGCUUGAGGAAAAGGUGAAAUCUUUGGAAAAUGAAAAAUUGCUUGGGGAGAGGGAAGCCUUGAAGAAUACUGUAGUUUAAUAAAAAUAUGUUCAAUAAAGUAAAAUAAAAGUGCUUGAUGAAAUCUAGAACAUGAUCAAGUAGCAUAAAUAUAGAGAAUGAAUUUUU